AUGGCAUGUCAACAUAGCAGUUAUCUAACAUUCACCAUUUUUUGCAACCUGGUGAAGUUAGUGACUUUUUAUGAAUUGAAACCUAUACAACUGGGAUGCGAAGUACAUAGUAUUGAUCUGGGAAAUCCAUUACCCGAAAAUGUGAUCGAGACAAUUAAGAAAGACGUCACCGAGCAUCGUAUUUUGAUUUUCAAGAAUCAACGCAAUAUUUCACCGGAUAAACACGUGGAGAUUGGCCGAUGGUUUGGUGAGCUAGAAUCUACGAGUUUUUACAAACACCCAAAAUCACCAUCUUUGAAUAUAUUCCGCGUGUCCAAUGAUGCAUCGGAAGGCCAAGUGGGAGUUGGCAACACGGGGUGGCAUAUUGAUGGACAGUACUUGCAAAAACCGUGCAGUUACUCUAUAUAUCAUAUGGUCAACAUAUCAAGAGGCGCGGAAACGUUGUUUGCGCCAUUGAAUGAUAUCAUCGAGGGGUUAUCGCACAGGCAAAGACAUCGUUGGGAGAGGUUAUGGGUCGUGAGAAAUCCCCAUGGUACAGACGUGAUUCACCCUCUCAUUUAUUCACAUCCCGAAAGUGGUAAAAAGGUGUUAUGUCUACAUACUGGAUUAACUGGGGCAUUUUAUUGGGACAGAGGUAAUGUUAACCAAAGACUAACGAACAUGAAAGAAACACAAGCUUUAAAGAAAGAAAUAGACCACGUGUUCACAAAAGACAAACACACUGUCCAGUAUUCACAUAAGUGGGAACCUGGAGAUUUCAUCAUAUCUGACAAUCUGGCUCUCGCGCAUGUUGCACCACCGUCCUCUCAACGAAGACGUAGUGAAGUUGGUUUACGUGUUCUGCACAGAGUAACUGUCGCUGGAAAAGAAUCUCCAACAAAGAAGUAUGACCUUUCACAAUUGAAACAGAAGAAAGAAUUAUAG
Molecule: messenger RNA, 924 nt
Organism: Saccoglossus kowalevskii
Lineage: Eukaryota; Metazoa; Hemichordata; Enteropneusta; Harrimaniidae
Source: RefSeq, a predicted model, not a curated record